UUCAAUCGAAUUUUUUUAUUAUUCGUUAUUUGGUUAAUGUUAGAAUUAAGUUCCAAAAUUCAAUAGCACUAAAGUUUGCACGGAAAUUUUAUUUCCUUGGAGGUUAAUAUUAACUUGGCCUACGAUGUGAAUAAUCUGAAUGGAAAAUGGAAAUUGAAAUGCAAGAAGAUCCUUAUUGUUUGUAUGCUAAAAACUAUCUAGAGAACUUUGAAAACUGGAUGGAAACAGAAGAAAGAUUUCCUUUAUUGGAAGAAGAUUCACUGCCAAGUGAUUAUUCCCUGCAAAAGGACCCACUGCUUAGUCAAGUACAACUGGAUGAUUGCAGUAGAACUGAAACAGACUCCUUGCAAGAUGUAAUUGCUACACCAAAAUCGUCAACACUGAGUAAACAUCGAACUGAAGGUAUCACACAAUCACAGGCUAAGAUUUUGAAUAAAAAAAAUGAAAUAGAACAAAACACUACUUUGACUUCAAGCCUAAAGUAUAAGGAUGAAAUAUUGAAAGAAAGACCUGCUGUGUCUGUAGAAAUGGUUUUUAUUAGUAGUGGCAUUGGUUUAUUUAUUCGGGAUGGUAAUGGUACUCAGAUAUUUAUUACUCAGCAUAUUAAGAUGACAUCAUUGGCAUCACCACCAACAAUACGUCAUCAGAAUGUAAAAACUGUAAAUUUUCAUCCAAUCUGUGAUAAUAGUAAAAUAACAUUGCCACAGAUAAUUACAAACAUAAAUUCCAAAGUACAUUUAUGUCCGGUGAGAGACUGUACAGAAGCAUUUCUCCAGCCAGCUUCAGCCAAAAUCCAUGGAUUAAAACAUUUAGCAAUAAAACCAUUCUCCUGUACAUAUGUAGGUUGUAAAUGGGAAUUUUAUAAAGAGAAUCAACUAAACAGGCAUUUAUUAACUCAUGAAAAACACAGGAACUAUAUAUGUGAUAUGCCUGGCUGCAAUAAAGACUUUACAACUAUUUAUAAUUUAAAUGAGCAUAAAAAGAGACGUCAUAUUCAACCAGCUACAAAAUUGUGUCCAGUAACUGGCUGUGAAAGUGCUUUUAGGAAUGACAAAGAGCUGUUAUCGCACUGCAAGCAACAUAGCGACAAUGACGCGCCAUUCCAUUGCACGUUUAAUAAAUGUACAAGGUCAUUUUUUAUUCGCGCAUUAUUAGAUAAUCAUCUCAAGAGCCAUCAGUAUGGAAAUACAUACAUAUGCAGUUACCUCAAUUGCGGUAAAAUAUGCCAAACUGCUUAUAGGCUUAAAGAACAUAUACGAAGUCAUACAGGGUCUAGGCCUUACGCCUGCAACUUUGAAGGAUGUACUUGGAGGUUUACUACUGCUAGCCAAUUAAAACGUCAUGAAAGAACACAUAGAGAAGGCAAAAAUUUUUGCUGUACCUUUGAAGGAUGUAAUAAAGCUUACAGAAGAGCAGAACAUUUAAAGAUUCACAGUCAGACUCAUGUGGAAUCCAGUACAUCAUAUGAAACUGAUGCUGAGUCUCCUGCAGCAGCUUAUACUUCAAGAUCAGUUCACAUUAAGAAGCAUCACAAGUUACCAAAACAAAAUAAAGGGCAAACUUCAUCACAGAAAUUGUAUGGAUUAGUUAAUAAUGGCAAUAACUUAUUUAAUUUCUCCUAUCCCGACUAUUCGGUAAAAUUAGUUCCGUCUGCAACUAAGAGUGAAGAUGAGCUCCUUGAAGAAGCAAUAAAAAGCCUGGGUGUCCCUGAAAUUAUGUCAGAAAAUGAUGCUCUUAACCUGUUAGAUAACGAAGAUUUUUCAACAGUAAACCUCAAAGAUCUUCAUUAAUAAUUUCCUUGUUUCCUUUUUAACUGUGCUUUUCCUACUGCUGACCGUUUUAUGAUACUGACAAUUAUUUAUAUUUUUCUAGUUGUAUUUACAUAAUAUAUCCCAGCCAUUGUUAAUUUUGUCAAUAAAAAUUGUUGA
Cylas formicarius (sweet potato weevil) is the source of this 1928-nucleotide messenger RNA. Its product is annotated as zinc finger protein 615-like. The record is from RefSeq and is a predicted model, not a curated record. The coding region runs from base 147 to 1790 and encodes 547 amino acids. Lineage: Eukaryota; Metazoa; Arthropoda; Insecta; Coleoptera; Brentidae. Gene Ontology annotation, biological process: regulation of transcription by RNA polymerase II. Gene Ontology annotation, cellular component: nucleus. The transcript is spliced from 3 exons.